CUAUACAAGGACAUUUAAAACUACGUCGAUUUUAAUGCUAACGUCACUGGCUUGGUGAUCUUCACUAACAUAACGACUAGUUUUACACUCGCUUGAUGAAGACUAGCGGCACGAUCCGGGAAGUCUGAAAAAGACAUGAUGGCGGAUUACGAAGAUGACAAGUCGAGUUCAAGCGACGAUGAAGGGCCGCAGGAGGAGGAAGACAGAGUGAAAACUAAGCCUGUGUCUUGUAGCACUGUUGGAGGACACGGAAGCGCGCACAAACGCACAUCCCAGCACCUCACACCUGAAGAUGAAGACGAGUCUUCAUCAGAGCCACCAGCACCUCGAAAAGUUCCCAAAAUAGGUCUUACUAUGAGCAGUAAGAUGGCGAACAAAUCGAACCCCAUCUCCAUCAAAUUUGGUGCAGCAAAACCCAAAGAGACUGUACCAUCACUUCCUCCAAAAAAGUCUGGGCUGGCAUCUGUUUUUGAUGAUGAUGAUGAUAGUGAACCAGAGGAGAUGCCUCCAGAAGCUAAGAUGAGGAUGAAGAACAUUGGCAGAGAGACACCAACAUCUGCAGGACCCAAUUCCUUCAACAAGGGCAAACAAGGCUUUUCUGAUCAUCAAAAACUUUGGGAGAGGAAGCUAAAGGCCCAAGCAGACAAACCAUAAAUCACUACAGCAGAUUUUUUUUGUCACUAAUUGGUAAUUUUGUACAGGCUAACUAUGUUUGAUAUCUAUGAAGGCUCAAAUGUUUCCUGGCAGUAGACUUGGUUUAUACAACUUAUUAGCUUUUUGGACAUGCAAUGAAAAAUAAUUCCAGCCGUCUUUGCUUUUGAUUUAAUUUGUUUACGUUUCUUACCACUUGUGGUUGAUCUCAGUUACUAAGAAAGUCAUUUUCCUCUGUUCAAGAGGUGUGGACUGAUGGAGAAAGGAUAAAUUAGCCCAAAAAUAGCAGAAUAUUAAAUCUGCCAUAGUUGCUUUCUGUUGGCUAAUUGUAAGAUCUACUAUUUUAAUACCCUUGCACUCUUUUUGUCGGAGGUUUUUCAUUUUCUUUAAUGACGUUCUUGUUCCCACCUGGAGUUGGUUUAGGUACUGUCCUGAGCAAGCGUGUUCCUUGUCUGAUAAUUGUGUAAAAAUGUACAUAGAAGUGUGACAGUUUUUUAAUUUUAAAUCCAUAUGUUGGAGUGUGAGUUUGAUUGUUAUGUACAUGUGGAUGUGUUGCAAAGCAAAUAAGACUACAUAUACAAAUGUAUUCAUCUUUUUGUUUUCUCAACAAAACUGUAAAACUCUGUGUCCACUAGCUGUUCCACCUCCUACCAUCUUCUGUUUUGUGUUUUGUUUAUUAGAGCUUUGUACCAUUUUAUUUUGAAACGCUGUUUCUUUUUGCUUCAGUAAAUCUGGCAAACUUGCUGUAGAGAUAUGCAUCGAUUAAUUUAAUCAUCACGAUAAAUGUUUUUGUAGUUGUCAGCUGUGUUAAACCUUGAUCAUGUAGCCAUGACAUGGAUACCAUUUUAAUGUUAACAACCAUAGUACAUAAAUCUUUGUUGCUUGAAAUAUAUCAGUGAUCAGGCACUUUUACAACCCCCUUUCAUGGCUACCUUAACAUCAGAGAUAUACAUGUCCUUUUAUUUCAGCUAAAUUUCUUACCUCCCUGACUUAUCCAGUACCUGAAGGAGAUUCAGGAAUUCAUUUUCCAUAACAUACAUUGCUGUGUCACCCAACUUUUGUGCUGACAUCAACAUGUCAACAUUCAUACCACAAUUUGUUUUUCACCAAAUUCCUUCUCAGUAUUUGUUUAAAAACAUGUCUGAAGUCUAUAUGCAAAUUGUUUAAUGCAUAUCAGCUGUAACUUAAUGAACUACACUGAUGCAUUCAUAUAAACA
Melanotaenia boesemani (Boeseman's rainbowfish) is the source of this 1868-nucleotide messenger RNA. Its product is annotated as PEST proteolytic signal-containing nuclear protein-like. Gene Ontology annotation, biological process: proteasome-mediated ubiquitin-dependent protein catabolic process; protein ubiquitination. The coding region runs from base 136 to 654 and encodes 172 amino acids. The transcript is spliced from 6 exons. Lineage: Eukaryota; Metazoa; Chordata; Actinopteri; Atheriniformes; Melanotaeniidae. The record is from RefSeq and is a predicted model, not a curated record. Gene Ontology annotation, cellular component: nucleus.